UUCUCUCAAGAUAUGAGCAGAGCAGAGAUAGCCUGUGAUCCUAUCCACUUAAUGACCCUGGACUUUGUUAUUUAGAUAAACUGCUUAUAAAUAGGAGGCAUAUUCCUACGUUCUCUCAAAAGCUGCAUGUUAGUCUCUUUAAUCAUAAAGGAAGCUAAAACGCUGUGAAAUGGGAGACAUAGAGGGGAACCAGGAAAGAGAGGAGGCGAGCAGUCAGAGCAGGAGCAAGGCUGAUCGUGGAGGUGGGGGCCAAAAUCAAAAGCAGGAACCAAGCAUUUAUCUGGGCUGUCUGACCAAGAAACAGCUGAUAAUCUUAUCAGUGGGUGUUGGACUUGUUAUCCUCCUCAUCAUCGUCAUUGUCCCUGCUGUGAUUCUCACCAGACCAGCUCCUGCUCUGGUGUUUUCUACUGGCGGCGACAUGCUGGAGUACCUGGUUCAGUCAGGUGAAAUCAGUGAACAUGAUGGUCUCCUGGCAACCUGGUUUCACCGAGCCAACAACAAGGAGCAAAUGAAUGAGGCACUUGCAUCUGAUGUUAUGAUCCUGGAGGCUGAUGUUACGCUGGAGGGUUAUGGAACUCCCGAUCAAAAACCAGUUCCUAUCAUGGCUCACCCUCCUGAUGUCUUUAGUGACAACACCCUCGACCAGUGGCUGGAUGCUGUGCUGGACUCUAGAAAAGGGAUCAAGUUGGACUUUAAGUCUCUGGAGUCUGUGGGUUUCUCUCUGGACCUGCUUAAGGAAAAGCAGGGAGGUGGAGGAAUCAACAGGCCUGUGUGGCUCAAUGCAGACAUCCUCCAAGGUCCAAAUGUACCGAGCUUCGUGCCUACAGUCAAUGGAACCAGAUUUCUUCAGCUGAUUCAGGAGAAGUUUCCAGAUGUUACUCUGUCUCCCGGAUGGAUGGUUCUUUAUCUCCCUCCGAUAUUUGUUGGAACAUACUCCAGAGCAAUGGUGGAAAACAUGUAUGAAAUGAUCAAAGACGUCCCUCAGAAGGUGACGUUUCCAGUUCAUGCUCUGCUCGUCCGCAGUGGUUGGCAGCACAUCAGCUGGUUGCUCGACCAGUCACCGAGGUUCUCCUUGACUCUGUGGCAGGGUGAACAGCAUCCGAACAUCAGUGACCUGCUGUUUGUCCGGGACAACACCCAACCUGCAGAGGUCUACUACGACAUCUAUGAGCCAACGCUGUCAGAGUUUAAAGAGGCUGCAAGAAACCGGAGCGGAGUUCGGAGGUUUUAUCCUGGAGGAAACUUAAUGGAUUUUCUUCCUCCGGUUCGCAACUCAAACAGCAACUUCCUCACUGAUGUGACCCAACAUGGCAGCCUGGGAGUGCGCUGGUUUCCAGUUACUGGCGAGGUCUCCUUGCUUGCUCGGCUCUCAGAUGAAGAUGGUGGAAUGAUAGUACUUCAUGUUGUUUCGGACAAAAAUCAGCCUGGAGUUCCUGUAAUACGUAAUUCUGGAAGCAGCUUGGAGUCCUUCACACUGAAGAAAGUCCUUGAGCUUCUGGGACAGAGGGCCGAUGCACCCUGGGGUGUUUAUCUUCGGAUUUACAAUCAUCAGCUUCUGGAACCUUCUCUAAAUCUGCUGCAGGCAGCUUAUGGCGCAGAGGAGCUCUACCGACCCAUCUGGAUCAGCAUGGAGGACUUAGACAGCAGCAAUGCCACAAACGACUUUGUGUCCAGCCUGGAGGAGUUGUUCCCAUACGUCACUGUGGUUUCUGUUGAGCAGAACUGGCCGCCUCUGAUCCCAGCGGCUCUGACAGGCCUGUCCCAAAGGGUUGCUGUACACCUGAUGUCGGCAUCGUUGCUCAAACCACAAGAAAUUCCCUUUCUGGAGCAGGUGGACAAAUAUGACUUUGUAGUGGAAGUGGACCCAAAGCAUGAAGCCCAAACCAUUACAAUUUUGGAAAAGCUCAUGGCCCAACGAGCAGGAAACGCAAAAACAAAUCUUUACAUGAUAAGCAGCCGAUAAAUAAAUGACUAAAUUAUUGAAAAACACAAUCAUAUGAGGCCCACUCCAAAAAAAGGAAAUUAAAAACAAUCCACUGGACUUUGUUUCUAAAUUUGAAGAUGCUUCGCUUCGCAUCCAGGAGGCUUUUUCAAUAAAAAAUUCUAUUCAUUUUGAAUUGAAAAAGCUUCCUGGGUGGGAAUCUUAAUGUCCUCUAACUUUGAAACAAAUUCCCGUGGAUUGUUUUUAAUUUUCUUUUUUUUUUUGGAAUGACUAUGACCUCGAUGACUGAGAAUCUUCACCAGGAUGUGAGGCCAUUAUGCGCCUAUAUCUGGAGGCUGAAAAUGUAAAGUCCUGAAGUUAUUUGCUUUUUUUUUUUCAUUAAUUAGUACAGAAAAAUACUGAUCAGUGAUUAAGUGAAACUGAAUAAAGCUUUCUUGGUCCUUGUUAGAGUGAUACUUAUAAAAUUAUUGUGUGGACAUAUGAAACAUUGAAAGAAAGAAGAUGCUACAUUUCUAUCCGGUGAUUCAAUCAGAAGGGUCAUAAACUUUUAUGACCUCCAUCCAGUAGGUCAUGAGGCAGAGUCACACGGUUGUGCGACUUCCAUCCAACCAGAUGGUCAUUUCACAUCUUAUGACCUGCAUCCUGCCAGAUUAUCAAUACUGGGUCUUCUGUUUAAGGCCUGCCCUAUUAUGUUGUAAACUGUUAAUAAAAGGCUUUGUUGUGAAGGGAUCUGGGAGAGAGUGUGUGCUGGUUGGAGCCUGCAGAUUCUCUCCCCUUUGCAGAGGUUGACUUUC
This is a messenger RNA of Cyprinodon tularosa, 2736 nucleotides long. It is a transcript of the gene fam151a, whose product is annotated as family with sequence similarity 151 member A. The record is from RefSeq and is a predicted model, not a curated record. The coding region runs from base 170 to 1963 and encodes 597 amino acids. Lineage: Eukaryota; Metazoa; Chordata; Actinopteri; Cyprinodontiformes; Cyprinodontidae. The transcript has 13 exons.